UAGUAAUCGCACUGAUGGGCACCAACGGCGCGGCGCUCAUGAUCCUGCUCCUCUUCAUGGCAAUCACAUCGGCCACCUCCGCUGAGCUCAUCGCCGUCUCCUCCCUGUUGACCUUCGACGUCUACAAGCAGUACAUCAACCCCUCGGCCUCCUCCAAGCAGCUCGUCAUGCAGUCGCACUAUUCUAUCGUCGUCUUCUCGCUCGUUCUCGCGACCUUCUGUUGCGCGCUCAGCGCCAGCGGCAUCAACAUCACCUGGAUUAUCACCUGCGUGGGGGUCAUAGUUGGCGGCGGCGGCAUUCCGCUCGCGUUUGUCGUCCUGUUUCCGAAAUCGGUCUCUCCACCUGGUGCCAUUGCGGCGCCCUUGAUUGCCAUGCCGCUGGGUUUCGUGGCUUGGUUCGUGACGACGCAUAUCCGCUCCGGAGUAAAUAGUGUUGCUACUACGGGUGAGGAGACGAAUGCCCUCGCGGGCAGCUCGACGACGUGUGGGCUUGGGACUAUCUUGGUUCUCGUCCUCUCCUGGGUAUUUCCGUCCAGAUAUACCUCCGCUAACCCGGCACAUACGGUCCUUGUCGAGAAGGUCUCCGGUGUAGAGACCGUCCAUGCGCAGCCUCCAUCUCCUCAGCAACCCAACUCAACAGCACCAGAACCAGUACCACCCUCCCAAGACGAAGAGAAACAUACCUCGACGCAACAGCAAACCCCACCCGACCCCUCACCCUCAAAAAUCGAAACCGGCAACGAAGUAAUCGACUUCCUCCUAAACAACCACAUCAAGCCCCUCGACGCAGCCGCCUACCGCAAAGCCCUCCGCCUCGCCAUCGGCGUCUGUCUACUCUUCAUCGUCCUUGCAAUGCUCACCUUCCCCUUUGCCUUCUACGGGACGUCAUUUAUCUUCACAAGGGAAGCGUUCACGGGGUGGGUUGCUGUUAGUUUGCUUUGGGUGUUUUGUAGUGCGAUGGCUUGUGUUGUUUGGCCUGUUUUGGAGAGUUGGGGGGAGUUGGUACAUGUUGGGAAGACGCUGUUUGGGUUGAAGUAG
Aspergillus calidoustus is the source of this 1037-nucleotide messenger RNA. The record is from the annotation of a GenBank genome assembly. NCBI's taxonomy places the organism in Eukaryota, Fungi, Ascomycota, Eurotiomycetes, Eurotiales, Aspergillaceae.